Messenger RNA from Candidula unifasciata, 2081 nucleotides. The record is from the annotation of a GenBank genome assembly. Lineage: Eukaryota; Metazoa; Mollusca; Gastropoda; Stylommatophora; Geomitridae.
GUUGAAGGACUUCCUAAUUGGGUAGAGGAUCAACUGGGAGACACGGCUGGCUCUUCUCUUAUUGCGGGAUAUUUAAGGAAUCCUGCAGCAACAUCCACCUGGGUCUCCAGCAUAGGUGAACUGACAGACAGACCACACAGCAGUAUGGACAGAAUCAUUGGGAACGAUCCUGUAUUGUCAUCAAUAAGAAGCUACAAUCAUAAAGGUUUUUCAGUGUCGACUAAUAAUGACUCAGAAUGGAGCAGACCUCUAACCUCUGUGAUGACAUCUUCAUUCUCACUGCAAAAAGGUCUCACUUUCUGUGAUGACUCAAGUUAUCACAAGCCAUCAGACAGGGAGGCUGAAGUCAAGAUACAAAUGAUUGAGGCCAAGUUCCAGAAAGAGAAACUGAAAUUGCAGCAGAAACAUGAUGUAGAUGUGCAAAAGAUUCUUGAUCGUAAAAACAAUGAAAUUGAAGAUAUGAAGAGCCAUUACAAAGCAAAGAGCAAAGAGAUGGAAGAGACAAUUGGUAAACUGGAAAGAAAAGUACAAACUUUGAUGAAAGAGACAGAAUUCAUUAAGCAGACAAAAGAUAAACAGAUCUCAGAGUUGAGAAAGAUAACAGAAGAAUCAAAUGAGGCAAGAAGGAAUGACUUUGACAAAAGGCUACAUGAUGCCAUGGCAGAAUUUGAACAAGUCAAGUUUGAGCUGCAGAAGCAACACACCCAGAACAUCCAGGAGAUCCUAGAUGACACCAACAACAGACUGCAGCACAUGGAGGCUGAGUACAGUCAGCAGACAACUGCUUCUACUAACUUGAUUAAAAAGUUAGAGUGCAGAGUUCAGCAGCUGAUGAAGGAUGUUGACUGCACUUUGAGCCAGAGGUCAGAAGAGGAGAAGGAAAAGAAUGAAGCAUUGGCCAAGUAUGAAAAGCUGGCAACUGCAUAUGAAAGGCUGAAGGAAAAACUGUGCCAGCUGGAGAGGGAGCAGCAGAUGAGUCAGGAGAAUCAUCAACUGGAGAUGCUGGGCUUGAAGAGUCAAGCUGAAGCAAGUCUGGAACACAUGGUACAUGAGCAUACAUUUGCAGCAAGCAAGGCUGCCAGUACAAUAUCAGAGCUUGAAGAAAAUAUUGAUCAUCUCAAAAAAUCACUGAAAGAUGCUGAGGAUAACUGGCGCCAACAGAUUAAGGAGUUGGAAGAAACACAUCAGCGAAGCAGAAAUCAUUUAGAAAAUAUCCAGGAGAAGCAGAUAAGUAAAUUGAAAAAAGAAAAGGAACAAAUAGAUGAAACUUGGGCCAUCAGAGUAACAAAACUUGAGCAGCAGCUUAGAGAGAAAGAGGCCACAGUCAGCCAGCUGAAGGAACAGAAUCAGCAGCAAAGUGUGCAGGCAAAGAAGGCACUGGAAGAGUUUAAGGCCCAGGUGGAGAAAAAUCAGAAACGCAUUUAUGAGGAGAUGAAGGAGCAGAUGCAGCAAGUUGUGACUGAUUUAACCAAAUCAAAACAGGCACGUGAGAAACAGUCAAAAGAGUUUUCCAGGCACUUAGAGGAAGAGCGAUGUAGACAUCAAAAUGAGAUAUCAGAGACAAGGACAGCUUUUGAGGCUGAGAAAGCAAAAAUGCUGAGGGACUUUCACAUGCAGAAAGAAUAUAUCUUGAGAGAACACGAACAAGACAUCGGGCAUUUGAAAGAGUUUCAGGAGACAGAGAUUCACAAGUUAGAAACAAGGAUGAGGGAGAAGCAGGAUAAAUUUGAGAAGUCAUCAACAGAGAAUGAGCAGCUGGUUCGAGAUCUCCGGGAACAGUUAGUUCAGGCUAAUCAGCUACGCAAGCAACAACUUGUGGAGUUGGGGAUUCUCAGGGAGGAAGAGAAACAGAAAAUUCAGAGAGAUCAUGAAGCAGAGCUGACCAGACUGAAAGCAGCAUAUGAGCAGCAGAAAUUACAGCUAAGUAAAGCACACAGUGCUGAAAUGGAGUCUGUUUUGGAGAAGACAAAUGAUCAGCUGAGGAGUAUAGACAGAGAAUAUGCAGAACAACGCAACAAAUCUAAAGAGUCCAUUUCAGAGUUACAGUCAGUGAUAGCACAGAUGAAACUGGACAUAAAACG